Phaethon lepturus (White-tailed tropicbird) is the source of this 2928-nucleotide messenger RNA. Its product is annotated as putative ATP-dependent RNA helicase TDRD12. The annotation marks the transcript as partial. Gene Ontology annotation, molecular function: metal ion binding; ATP binding; nucleic acid binding. The transcript is spliced from 23 exons. The record is from RefSeq and is a predicted model, not a curated record. Lineage: Eukaryota; Metazoa; Chordata; Aves; Phaethontiformes; Phaethontidae. Gene Ontology annotation, biological process: germ-line stem cell division; transposable element silencing.
AUGGAAGUCUUGGUAUUAGCGAUUGAAGAUCCAGGUUGCUUUUGGGUUACUAUGAAAGGAUGUGGGCCUUACACAGUUGAUGAAAUAGAGUAUAAAAACCUGAAUGCCGAAAUGAAUCAGUUCUAUGACAAAUCUUACAAAGAUGUGGAUGAAGUAAAACCACUAAUGGUAGAAGAAGGCCAGAUUUGUGUGGUUUUCAGUGAGGAACUCAAAUGCUGGUGUAGAGCAGUUAUUAAGUCAAUCAUGUACUGUACAGAUCAUUAUCAAACAGAAUGUUUUCUUGUGGAUUAUGCCAAAUACAUUUUUGUUAAACCAAAGGACAUUCGAGUUGCAAUGGAAGUGUUUAUGCAGAUCCCAUAUAGAGCAAAAAAGUGUAGACUGUAUCGCACAAAGCCAGUGACAUUGCGUGUUGACUUUUGUGAAGAUACUGCAAAAAUAGUACCAGCCAAAAGAUGGGAUAGUGCUGCUACUCGGUAUUUUCAAAACCUUCUCAAAGCAACUACCCAAAUGAAAGCCAAGUUAUGUGCUGUAGAAGGUAACACAUUUGAUGUUUUUCUGUAUGUGACAAUAAAAGAUGAAAAGGUGUGUGUUAAUGAUGAUCUUGUUUCAAAGAAUUUUGCUCGUUUUGAGGAAGCUAAAGAGAAUACAGGGAGUUCUGCAGAUUAUCAGGAGAACCAAACAUCAUCAAAUGUUAAGUCUCUUCCAAUGAAAAUUGUUAAUCCUGCGGUUGCUUUCAGUCCAGUGCUGUUUCAGGAGAAGGUAUCAAGAAAUCUUGAAACAGGUCUUGCUGUUUCCAGUUCCUUUCUUGAAGAGACAUACCAAAGGUCAAGCAGAGAUCUGAAUGAAAGUACUGUGUCUAUUGUCAAAGCAAUUCCAGGUUUGUCAUGCAAGGAAAAUGCAACAGUUCACACAGACAGGCUUCAGCAGUUCUUAAAUUCUGAUCCUCUAAAGACACACAUAAUUGAAGAUGACCAACAGAGUUUUCAAAACCUUAAUGAAGAAAGAAACUUCGUCUUUCUUAGCAACAAAAUUGAGCCAUCAUCCAAUCUGGAAACAGCACCACUUUUUGAUGAUCUGAGAAAGGAACUUACUCGGAAAAAAAUUUUAGGCCCUAACUUCACAGAAUCUUACUGUUGGCCGCCAGUAGCUCGAGGAUGUGAUGUAGUUGUCAUCUCUUAUCAGGGAAACGAUCCUUUCUUAUAUAUUCCGCCAGUCCUUACAUUUUUGCAGUCAGGAAGUUGCUACAAAGCCUUGCCAAACAGGAAUGGGCCGCUAGCACUUAUUUUAUGUCCUGGGUGGAAGAAGGCACAACUUGUUUUCGAGCUACUGAAAACAUAUGAGAAAUGUUCCAGACAGCUUCAUCCAAUGUUGAUAAUGCUUGGGCAGAACAAAGAAGAAGCUAGAAGUGUGAAAAUCCGAGGAUGUGAAGUAAUUGUGACUACACCAUAUAGUCUCCUGAGACUCUUUGAACAUCAUACCUUAUUGUUUUGUAGACUUUGUCAUCUUGUUCUUGAUGAGAUUGAAGUACUGCUGUCUGAUGCUACAGAACAGGUUUUUACUAUAUUAGAUUGUUACAAGAAAGCCAUGAUUACUGAAGAGUGGCAGUAUUCACCGCAUCAGAUUAUUGCUGUUGGAACUCACUGGAAUAAACAUAUAGCACACUUGAUAAAGGAGUUCAUGAAUGAUCCUUACAUUGUGAUAACAGCUAUGGAAGAAGCUUCCAUCUAUGGAAAUGUGCAACAGGUUGUGCAACCUUGCCUGAACAGUGAGAGAACUGCUGUGUUACUCAAAACACUGGAGUUUACCCACAGUAAUCUUCAGAAAGUGCUGGUAUUCACUAGCUCAGUAAAUGAAGCAGAAAUGGUUCAUAAGGCACUGAAGAGCAACUCAAUAUGUUCCUUGAAAAUACAUAAAGAGAGUGAGUUUAAUUUGAAGUAUAUUUUAGAGCAGUGGACAAAAAAGUAUAGUUCUGGCUCUCACGUUGUGUUAGUUUUAACAGAUGACUGCAUGCAGUCUUUGGGAAUUACAGAUGCAACUUGCGUGAUACACUUUGGUUUUCCUUCUCCAAGCAUCUUUGGUCAGCGUCUACACAGCAUGUCUGACAACUUCUAUAACGAUUCUUCUGUAGAUCAGGAAUAUACAAAGGCAAGGUCAGUCAUUCUGCUAACAGAAAACAGUGUAUGCCAUGCGCUUUGGAUCCUGCGUUAUCUGCAGCGUGCAGAAGCUGAAAUUCCACCAGAGCUGCAUGAUUUUACUGCCAAGCCUCUAGAAGCUGAAGAAGAUAAGAAAUUUUCAAGGCCACUGUGUGCCUACCUUAAAGCAUUUGGGAUUUGCAAGAAUAGAACAGCGUGUCCAGAUCGUCAUCAAAUUAAUUUACAAAUAGAUGUGCCCCAGAAUAUGCCAGAUAAAAUUAUACGAACACCUGGAUGUGUGACAAUACUGCCUCUCCACAUUGUAAAUGCAACAAACUACUUUGGACGAAUAGUAGAUAAACAAAAGGACCAAUAUACAAUUCUUGCUGAAGAAAUUAAUGAGUAUUUUAAGAAACCUAGUAAUAAAAUUUCUGUUAAAAACGUGGAGAAGCUAGCGUUUUAUGGAUUAUGUGAGAAAACACUUUUUCACAGGGUUCAAGUGGUAGAGAUUUCCCCAAAAGAAGAGGAAAAUUUGUUCUUUAGUGUUGUAAUUAAAUAUAUAGAUGAAGGCAGAACAAGUCAAGUUCAGAGCUAUCAGCUUCUUCACUUACCCGCAAGGUUUCAGUGUCUGCCACCUCAGGCUGUGGAAUUCGUAGUUUGUAGAGUGAAACCCAUUGAUAAUGAAAUUGAAUGGAACCCAAAGGUAACUCAUUACAUUCAUCACAAAAUUAAAGGAAAACUACAUGAAGCAAAGGUAGUACAUACUUUGGGAAAUACAGCUUGGCUUGACCCAAUG